Messenger RNA from Medioppia subpectinata, 468 nucleotides. Lineage: Eukaryota; Metazoa; Arthropoda; Arachnida; Sarcoptiformes; Oppiidae. The record is from the annotation of a GenBank genome assembly.
AAAAUCACAUUUGAGUUGAUCUUAAAGUUUUGAUUUUUGCGGUUAAUAUACGGCUAAUAUAUGUCUAAACUAGUGCUGUUGGCCCUAUUGGUGGUGAUGUGCGGUGCGGUCGCAGUGUAUGGUGUGUUCGAUACACUCGGUUACCCACAGAUGGAUCGGGUGGCCAAAGUGGUCUGCGGUCCGCACCUGUCGGCCGAUAAGAAACGCAUUGUCAAUGAAUGCAAUAAAUUGAUCCCAUCUUUUGCGAGAUCUGCAGUUAGCAGUUGUGUCCGAUCGGUGCUCAAAGUAAACAAGAUGACAAAACCGGCCAUUUGCUACAGAACUGGACCUGGUGGUGAUAAGCUGAAACCAUGUCUACUAAAUAGAGCCAAAGCCUCCGCUAAGAGACUGCCUCCCGGUGUUGACCCCCAGGCUAUGAGAAAACAAUUGGCUGAGGAGUAUCAGGCCUGUAUGAUCAAGGUGCUUUAA